AGUGUCUCCAUCGUCCUUCAUGGGGCCCCACGUCCUUCGGGCCAUCGCUCUGCAACGUUGAAGGCAAUGUGGGAUUUCUCUCAAUCUCACCACCGGGCGCCUCGAUUUCGCCAUUUUGGCUCCGGAUGAGAACAGAGCGAAACAGCCUGUCGGGCCAUGGAUUCUCCAAUGAAGCCCGGAUGCUCGCAGCAGACCCUUGCUUGCCGCAGCGGCUCUCGGGGGGCUUGUUUUGUCAUUCGUUCCCUUGCCCCUCUCUCUGCUGUUUUUGGCAUUUCGGAGCAUCGGCGGCCUGGGUAGGAUUAGAUUUCAUACUGUACAGCAUUAGUAUAGUAGGACAUGGAUUGUUCGUCCGAGCGGAUUUGAACUGACCUAUGGGAGGCUUGGUUGACUUUGGCAAAGGUUUGUUCCACUUGCUAUCAAUCUUUGCGGACGAAAAGAAACAUGAGUAUGAUCGUAGAAGAGAG
Messenger RNA from Trichoderma harzianum CBS 226.95, 464 nucleotides. RefSeq lists its product as hypothetical. Bases 126 to 368 code for a protein of 80 amino acids. Lineage: Eukaryota; Fungi; Ascomycota; Sordariomycetes; Hypocreales; Hypocreaceae. The record is from RefSeq and is a predicted model, not a curated record. The transcript has a single exon.